GUUAUAUCAUUUUGUAGACUUUAGGAAGUGUGAUGGCUGCUUCGUUUUCGCCCUUGGUAGAGAAGGGCGAUCUCGUAUUUAUCUUCCUUGCCUAACCAGUCGCUGGCGAAGGCGCUUCUUUAUUGUCUAUCAUAAAUUUGCUUUUCUUCAUUUUUCGGAUGGUUUUUCUUCUCAUCCAGUUCGGAGCUAUUCUUCUCCUUUAAGUUUAUCCGAGUCAAAGCUUGCUUUUGACAUAUCUUCCUGUAGUAUUGUGUCGCGUCCCAUUUUAGAUGUCUUGGUUAAUAGUCAUCUUCGGAGUCGAUGGUUUCCUUUGGAGGAUCCUCCUCGAGGCUUGGCGGAUCUUUGCUACUCUUUUGUUCAAGGUAUAUUAAUUUGCUUAAGUUCUUUUUAAUGUUUCUUUUGUAGGAUGUCUUCUUCUUCUGACGAUUUCCUUUCCGGAUUUCAAGUAGAUUUGGACGUUCCGAUGGGUGGUCCUGACGUUCCUAUCGCCGACGUUAUUCCUGGCGACAUUGUCGUGGAUGGGGCUCCUGUUGAUAUCCCCCUAGCUCCCGCCGAGGUAGCGUUGCCUGAGGUUAUUGUUAUAAAUGAUGAUGAUGGUGAUGACUCGGCUGUUCCAGUCGACGACGAGGCGAUUCCGUCACUACUCCCCCCUCUAGCAUCAUCUAUCGUUUCGGGGGGAGUUGGGGGUGUGGCCUCAGGGGGGCCUGUUGUUGCUGAUUCGGGGGAGAUUUCUCUAGGUCGAGACCCGGAUUCUCCGUCUAGGAAAAGACGUCGAGUUGUCGAUGAUUCUCCUACGAGGGAGAGUUUUCCUGGAAGCUCUUCUUCUGCUCCAGACUUGGUUCAAUGGGUCGAAGGUCAGGAUCCUGCCAGUUUGCUGAAUCCGAGAGUGCUAGCGGAAUAUAUCCGGACUUUGGCGAUUCCUGAUGAUGUCACGUGGUUCUGUGGUAGGCCGGGUCAGGAGCUUUCCGAUCUGGCUUGUUUUCAUGGUUUCUCUGCCCUUCAAUCUGUUCUGGUAUUGAACGACCGCCGACAGUGUGCCGAGGAGGAGGUCGAGCGUCUGUCUGCUCUUUUGGCGACUUCCGAGUCUGAAAGGGCGAAAUUGAAGGCCUCUUUGGAAGAGCAUGAUUCCCUUCUGGCGCAGCUCAAGGCGCAGGAUGCGAUUAAUGAUCGCCAAGUGAAAGUGAUUGAGAAAAAGACCGAUGACUUGACUCAAGAGAUCGAGGAGCUCAUUCGGAUCAAUUCCCUUGUUGGUGGGGAGAGGGAUAGUCUUAGAACGGAGGUUGAAGGUCUUCACAUCCGUCUGCUAGAUACGAAGGCUUUUUACUCUGCUCUGAUAAGCGAGUAUCGCCUUGCGAUUGGGAAGAAGCUUCUGGAGCAGAAUCCCAAUAUUGAUCUUUCUGGGGUUAACGGGUUGGAUCCCCAGGCCAUCGCCCGUGAUCUCCUCGUCAAGAUUUCUAAAGACCGUGUUUAGUAGUUUUCUUUUGAUUGUAUUUGCUGAUGUAUUAAUUUUGCUUUUUGUAAUUCGCAAUUUAUGAAUAUAUUUUCUUCGUUUUUCUUCGAAA
Mercurialis annua (annual mercury) is the source of this 1562-nucleotide messenger RNA. RefSeq lists its product as uncharacterized. The transcript is spliced from 2 exons. The record is from RefSeq and is a predicted model, not a curated record. The coding region runs from base 407 to 1471 and encodes 354 amino acids. Lineage: Eukaryota; Viridiplantae; Streptophyta; Magnoliopsida; Malpighiales; Euphorbiaceae.